AUGGACGAGCAAAAGCAAGCAAUAGAUCCAAAAUGCGAUUCGUCAACGCAUUCUUCGUUAUGGUGCUACUGUGCUUAUUCUCGAUGGGACAUGGUUUUAGCAAGGGUUGCCUUAGAUACUGCGAACCUAUACGAAGAGGCAAGACUGAUUGUCUACAUUGGUGCACAAAAGCAGAAGAGCAGAGAGAUAGAGGAAACUGAGACAGAAGCAGAAACCGAUGAAUAGAAAGUCAGUAUUUGUGCGCGUAAAGAUGAUUGCGACAAUGAUGAUAAGAUGCGCAUAAAGUAUUGAAACGAAA
Messenger RNA from Cylicocyclus nassatus, 298 nucleotides. NCBI's taxonomy places the organism in Eukaryota, Metazoa, Nematoda, Chromadorea, Rhabditida, Strongylidae. The record is from the annotation of a GenBank genome assembly.